AUGAACUCCAUACGCGCGAUUCAACAGCUCAACAAGCGCGAGCUCGAGGCAGGCAUCAAUCCGGAAGGCUCAUGGCAUACCGACUACCGCGACACUGCCUUCAUCUACAUUGGUGGUCUACCUUUCGAACUUUCUGAAGGCGAUGUUAUCACCAUAUUCUCACAAUUUGGAGAGCCCGUGUGGAUACGACUGGCGAGGGACAAAGAGACGGGCAAGUCAAAGGGUUUCGGAUGGCUCAAGUACGAGGAUCAGAGGAGCUGCGAUCUGGCCGUGGAUAAUCUUGGAGGGGCGACGGUUAUGGACAGGGUGUUGAAAGUGGACCACACAAGAUACAAGCCGAAAGAUGAUGAGGACAUGAAGGACAACACGAUGGGAGAGGUUGACGACAACACGGCUGAGGGAGGGGGCCGACGCAAGAGACAGCGCAUAGAAAGUGAGAGCGGUUCGGAUGAUGACCGUCCGCUGCUGCCAGAGGAGAUCGAACUCGAAAAAGCAAUACGAGAUCUUGACGAGGAAGACCCAAUGAAGGAAUCGAUGGUGGAGAGACUGCAGGAGAAAGCUGCAUCUGCGGUCAAGAAGUACAAGAAGAGCAAACGAAAAGAGAAGGAGCGGGAGCAGAAGCACCAUCGUUCAUCAAAGCGAGACCGUAGCCGCGACCGCGAUAGGGACCGCAGAAGGAUCAAGCAUGACGACUCGGAAGACGAGGACCGCCACACAUUGAAGGAACGUUGGAGUCGGCGUGCGGAUUCGGAAGAUGAGGAGCGUCACAAGAAGAAGGAGCAUCGAAGCAGGCAGAACUCAGACGAUGAGCGCCGCCGCAGAAGCUCGCGGAGAUCCCGCGAUGACUCAAGGGCACGGGGGCAGGCUCGGGACAAAGUAUCAGAACGAAGCGACCGUGAUCGACGCCGCUACAGCUCGGAUCAGGAGGACAGGAGACGUUCGCACUCGAAGCGGGCACCUUGA
Didymosphaeria variabile is the source of this 963-nucleotide messenger RNA. RefSeq names its product RNA-binding protein Cwf29 (gene cwf29). Bases 1 to 963 code for a protein of 320 amino acids. Gene Ontology annotation, molecular function: RNA binding. The record is from RefSeq and is a predicted model, not a curated record. Gene Ontology annotation, cellular component: precatalytic spliceosome; catalytic step 2 spliceosome; U2 snRNP. The transcript has a single exon. Lineage: Eukaryota; Fungi; Ascomycota; Dothideomycetes; Pleosporales; Didymosphaeriaceae. Gene Ontology annotation, biological process: mRNA splicing, via spliceosome.